Messenger RNA from Zygotorulaspora mrakii, 2778 nucleotides. RefSeq names its product glucan 1,3-alpha-glucosidase ROT2 (gene ROT2). Lineage: Eukaryota; Fungi; Ascomycota; Saccharomycetes; Saccharomycetales; Saccharomycetaceae. Gene Ontology annotation, molecular function: carbohydrate binding; alpha-glucosidase activity. The record is from RefSeq and is a predicted model, not a curated record. Gene Ontology annotation, cellular component: glucosidase II complex. The transcript has a single exon. Gene Ontology annotation, biological process: carbohydrate metabolic process; N-glycan processing. The coding region runs from base 1 to 2778 and encodes 925 amino acids.
AUGCUACUACCGAAAGUGCUUACACUUUUUUUACUUGCCCUGCAUCAAUUGUGUUUUGUCAAUGCUUUUACAGACUAUUUGUUGAAGAAGUGCCAUCAAUCUGGAUUCUGUCAUCGCAACAGAGAAUACUCCGGGAACAUUGCGAAGUCUUUUAACCACUAUUAUUCACUCAAUGAAGAUAGUCUUAAAUACAGUGAAGCUGAAAACGUUCUUCAUGGCAUAGUUGAGAAAUUGAUUCCUAGCAAAAAUGCUGAUGAUAUCACAAUAAAUCUGCCGUUUACAUUGCGUUUUAUGCAGGAAGGUACGAGUGUGAGGUUCACCAUCGAUGAAGAAAGAGCCCCUACCGAAAAUUUACCAGAUUAUAUAUCUUUAAGAAGGUACAAUGAAACUUCAAAGUGGGCCUUCGACGAGCAUGCACCACUUUCUGCUGAUUUUGCCAGCGUGAAAAAAGGGCAUUCAUGGUUUCGUUCUGACAAGGUCACUUUUUUGAACAAGGCAGGCACUCUUAAGAUUGAGAUCCUGAGGAAAUCAUUCCUGUUGAACAUUUACUACAAUGGUCGACUUUCUUUAGUUAUAAAUGAUCGGUCAUUUUUAAACAUUGAGCACUUAAGAUCGAAAGAGGAAAAUUUCAAAAAUUUGCUGCCUGAGGAGUCUUCUUUCAAUAUGUUCAAAGACAGCUUUGAAUAUUCAAAAGAUGAUACUCUUCCUUUUGGUCCUGAAUCAAUUGCUGUUGAUUUCACUUUUAAGAACUACGAAAAUUUAUAUGGUAUACCAGAGCAUGCUGACUCGUUACGGUUGAGAGACACAUCUGAAGAUGAGCCAUACCGCUUAUUCAAUGUUGACGUUUUCGAAUACACAGUGAAAUCAACUUCGCCUAUGUACGGUUCAAUACCUUUUAUGCUUGCAACAAAUCCACGGUCAAGCGUAGGUCUUUUUUGGGUAAAUGCUGCUGACACAUGGAUUGAUAUAAAAUACGACCGUCAUGAUAGUAAAACACACUGGAUCUCUGAAUCGGGUAUAGUAGAUGUUGUUUUGUUUUUUGGUGACACCCCGGCCGACAUACUGGAAGCAUACACAGAAUUAACGGGAAGAUCUGUGUUGCCAUCUCUGGCAUCCAUUGGUUAUCAUCAGUGCAGAUGGAAUUAUAAUGAUGAAUUAGAUGUUUUGACGGUUGACUCCGAGAUGGAUCGUGCACAUAUUCCAUACGACUAUAUUUGGCUGGAUCUUGAGUAUACAGAUGAGAAGAAGUUUUUUACAUGGAAUCCAUCUGCUUUUCCAGAUCCUGAGCGUCUACUGGGUAGGUUGAAGAGGUUAGGCCGUCAACUCGUUAUUCUAAUAGAUCCUCACAUCAAAACGGGAUAUGAAAUCAGCAAAGCUAUAAUAGAAAGAGGUGCUGCCGUCAGAGACCCAUUGCAGGGAACAUUCUUUGGUGAAUGUUGGCCUGGAACCUCUGUUUGGAUUGAUACCUUUAGUAGAAAUGCUCAAAUACUUUGGAGCUCAUUUUUAAAAACACUGGUAAGUGCCACCAACUUACACAUCUGGAACGAUAUGAAUGAACCAUCUAUCUUUAGUGGACCUGAAACAACGGCACCCAAAGAUCUUCUUCACGAAGGCGGAUUUGAAGAAAGAUCUGUGCAUAACGUUUACGGCUUAACAGUUCAUGAAACGACAUAUCAUUCAAUGAAGGAAAUUUUUUCGGGCGAGGAUUUAAGACCAUUCAUAUUGACGAGAGCAUUUUUUGCUGGAUCCCAAAGAACAGCUGCCACAUGGACUGGCGAUAAUGUUGCGAAUUGGAAUUAUCUUGGCAUUUCUAUCCCGAUGUGCUUGAGUAAUAAUAUCGUUGGAAUGCCGUUCAUUGGUGCUGACAUUGCUGGAUUUUCUGGAGAUCCCGAGCCUGAAUUACUCAUACGUUGGUACCAAGCAGGUCUCUGGUAUCCAUUCUUCAGAGGACAUGCCCACAUUGAUACCAAGAGAAGAGAGCCGUAUUUGCUCGAAGAGCCCGUUAAGUCGCUGGUACGCGAUGCUAUUCAACUCAGAUAUUCAUUACUUCCUACUCUUUACACUGCUUUUCAGAAAACGAGUACUUCAGGAGUACCCAUCAUGAAACCCAUGUUUUUUGAGAAACCUAACUUUUGUCAGCUAUAUGGAGUAGAUGAUCAAUUUUAUAUUGGGGAUACCGGUAUUCUCGUAAAGCCAGUUGUCGAGAAAGGUAUCACUCAAGUUGAAUUUCUCUUGGCGCCAGGUAUAUAUUAUGAUUUAUUCACAUUAGAGCCAUUUAUUACGAGCUAUGAAGAACCGGAAAAAUAUUCUGUGGCUGCUGAUUUAGGCAAGAUUCCCGCUCUCUUGGAAGGUGGUCACAUCAUUGUUAAAAGAGAUAAUUAUAGGAGAUCGGCCAAGCUGCUUCGAAAUGAUCCAUUUACGCUAGUGAUUGCACCAAAUAGGAAUGCUGAUGCUGUCGGAGAAAUAUAUGUUGAUGAUGGAGAGACUUUUGCGUACCAGAGAGGCAUUUAUUUAAAAUCAGUUUUCCAGCUCAAAAAUGGGAAAAUAAUAACAUGUGUUCCGGAGCAUGUGCCUCCUAACCAGGAGUUUGUUGGAACCACAACCAUCAACAGGAUAAAUGUGGCGUUGGAUGGAAACGACGUAAGCAUCAAAGAUACUGUGAACAUCACACAAGGUGCCGAAUGUCGUAUCGCAACUGUGACAAAAAAGAGGCCCAACACGGCUAUUAUAGAAAAUGUUCAAUUGAGAUUCAAUGAAUCCUGGACGAUAAAUUUUUAA